Messenger RNA from Nanorana parkeri, 1072 nucleotides. RefSeq names its product lipid droplet associated hydrolase (gene LDAH). Gene Ontology annotation, molecular function: lipase activity. The coding region runs from base 39 to 1049 and encodes 336 amino acids. Gene Ontology annotation, cellular component: lipid droplet. NCBI's taxonomy places the organism in Eukaryota, Metazoa, Chordata, Amphibia, Anura, Dicroglossidae. The transcript is spliced from 7 exons. The record is from RefSeq and is a predicted model, not a curated record. Gene Ontology annotation, biological process: lipid storage.
AUUAUGUGGGCGUGGCCUGGAAGUGACCGGCCGGGUCAAUGUUCCAUCGCGGUGAGCAGGGAUCUACAGACGGAAUGCGGGGAUCGGAGGGUGACAGCAUAAUGUUUGAUGACAACAUUCCAAUUCAUGAUGAGUUCAUCUACUGUCUUGGAGCUGCUACACAAGUCCUUAAAUUUGGACCAUGGAGAGACUUGAAGAAGACCAACGAUGAUUUUCCAGAAAUUCUGUUCCUUGUCAUUCCUGGUAAUCCCGGAGUUGUGGGAUUUUACAAGACGUUCAUGCACUCCCUGUACUGCGGUUAUAACAAGAAGUACCCUGUGUGGGCCAUUAGCCAUGCUGGACACUGUUCACCACCCCCAGGGAUGGACAUGACUGAUGAUAUGGACCAGGCAGAAGAUGUAUUUGGCCUUAAUGGACAAAUCGAGCAUAAGCUCUCUUUCCUGCAGAAGAAUAUUCCGGCUGACAUGAAGCUGAUUCUGAUUGGUCAUUCCAUUGGUUGUUACAUCAUACUGGAGAUGAUGAAGCGAUUACCUGGUCUUAAGGUUUUAAAGUCUAUUUUGCUGUUUCCUACUAUUGAAAGGAUGGCUCAGUCACCACAAGGCAAGAUCAUGACUCCGAUUCUGUGCAGCCUGCGAUACAUUGUCUACAUGCCCCUAUACCUGCUCUCUUUCUUGCCAGAAGUCGUGAAGGCAUCUCUGGUGAAGUUUGCCCUGCGUGGAAUUAAAACUGUAGAUGAAGCUUCGCUGACUGCUUCGCUGGACCUCUUCAGAGUGGAAUGUUCUGUAAACGCCAUGUACAUGGGAAGCCAAGAAAUGCUAAAGGUCUUAGAGAGAGAUGAUGACACUAUUAAGUACAAUUUAAACAAGCUGAUAUUCUACUACGGGGCCUCUGACCACUGGUGUCCGGUCCAGUAUUAUAAAGACCUGAAGAAGGACUUUUCUGAUGGCAAUAUCUGGCUAUGCAAUCGAGGAAUCAGACAUGCCUUUGUUCUGGACUCUAGCAAAGACGUGGCCUCCAUUAUCAUAGGCAUGUUAGGAAAGUUAUUAUAGGUACACGUUAUUAAAGAACACCU